CCCCCUUGCUGUGUUUUUCUGGUGAUGAUGAGUUCAGGACACAGGGCUCCUCUGUAGGGAUCACUGGGCUUAGAAGGAAUUCAGUGGCAGCCAUCACUGGUGUUCAGAGACCCCCUUUCUGGAGAAUGUACAGCCUGUGCUUCCUUGCUGCUCUCAUAGGAGCUCUUCAAGUUGGGUGGUCUGAGCUCCAUGGCCAAGCCUGCCUGGACAAUUUCACCAAGAGCAAGUCCAACUUUGUGCUGGAGCUGAAUGAAUCUGUGAGCGAUGGGGCCACAUUCCUCUCCUCCCCCAGCCUGGACAGGGGUAGGGACUGUAUGUCAGCUUGCUGUAGGACCCCUGGAUGUAACCUGGCUUUGGUGGAGCUGGAGCCCGGCCAUGAUGACAUCAUUAAGUCUUGCUUCCUGUUGAACUGCAUCUACAAGCAGGAGUUUGUCUGUAAGUUGGCCAGGAAGGAGGGAUUUCUCGGUUACGUCCUGCUAGACGGCAGCAACAAGUAUUUACAGCGAUGGGAAGAGACUGAAGGUGAGCGUGAUGAUCCACCAAUAGCCAGAGUAAGCAAAGAUGUAAAAACGCAACCGUCUCAGAAUGUGGUGCUGAGUGGUAUUGAAAGCUGGGACAGAGAAGGUAUUGCCAGCUAUGAAUGGAAACUGUUAGAAGGCGAGCCUGAUGUUGUUAUGGAGAAAAACUCAGAUCAACCAGCGUUUGUAGAGGUUUCCAAUCUCCACAACGGAAUGUAUAUUUUUGAGUUGGUGGUCACUGAUACUGCCAACCAUCAGAGUUCAGCCACUGUCACAGUCACUGUGCUGACAAAGGAGCAGACUGAAGAGUACUGUCUUGCUCCUAAAAAAGUUGGUCGAUGUCGUGGAUCCUUUACGAGAUGGUAUUACAAUUCAGAUGUGAAUGACUGUGAAGAGUUUGUGUUUGGAGGGUGCAAACCAAACAAGAACAACUAUGUCCAACAAGAGGAUUGUAGGCAGGCAUGUGUCAAUUUGUCUGGUGAGUCCAUGGAGCAAAAACACCCCAUGUGUGGUGGGCACUGCCAACCUACCCAGUUCCGCUGUGCUGAUGGCUGCUGUAUUAAUGGAGCUUUUGAGUGUGACGAUACUCCUGACUGUGCUGAUCAUUCUGACGAGGCAUCCUGUGAUAAAUAUGAUAGAGAUUUUAAGAAACUGCAGGAAUUGGAAGUCCCCAAUAGUAAAGCCCGAUGUGUAGAGUUGCCAGAGACUGGUUCAUGUCGAGCUGCUUUUUCCCGCUGGUAUUAUGAUCCUGUCGCCAUGAAGUGCAUGGGCUUUACUUAUGGAGGAUGUCAGGGAAAUGGAAAUAACUUUAUGCAUGAAACGGAUUGUGAAGAAUUCUGCAAAGGAGUCUCUGAGAACGAUAUUUUUGAUACAAAAAUGGGAGACCGGAGUGCUCAAGAAGAUGAAGGCGGUUCAGGUUCUGUUGAAGUGGGUGUUGCAGUGUUUCUGGGGAUCUGUAUUCUGGUUGUACUAGCUGUGAUUGGAUACUGUUAUCUGAAGAAGAAGAAGAAGAAUAGUAGUAGUAGUAGACGGCAGCCUACUGUGAACAGCACCGUCGUCUCCACUACUGAAGACACGGAGCACCUUGUAUAUAAUCGCACCACCAAACCUGUGUGAGUGGUCCAUGCCCCCACCCAAGUGAGCUCUGACCUAGGUUAUAGACUACUUCAACACUCCAUACUGUGCUCUACUGCACAUAAGACUUAGAUGCACACAGCCAAUAGCCAGUGUGGGCUGGCAGCAUUUAAAAAGAAGACUACAUAUGUGUA
Nanorana parkeri is the source of this 1786-nucleotide messenger RNA. It is a transcript of the gene SPINT1, whose product is annotated as serine peptidase inhibitor, Kunitz type 1. The record is from RefSeq and is a predicted model, not a curated record. NCBI's taxonomy places the organism in Eukaryota, Metazoa, Chordata, Amphibia, Anura, Dicroglossidae. The coding region runs from base 126 to 1634 and encodes 502 amino acids. Gene Ontology annotation, molecular function: protein binding; serine-type endopeptidase inhibitor activity. The transcript is spliced from 10 exons.